Heterobilharzia americana is the source of this 1029-nucleotide messenger RNA. The record is from the annotation of a GenBank genome assembly. NCBI's taxonomy places the organism in Eukaryota, Metazoa, Platyhelminthes, Trematoda, Strigeidida, Schistosomatidae.
AUGGAGGUGACGAAUUCAGCGGAAGGAGUUGGUGUGCCUGUGACGGACGUUUCGGCUACUUUCGAUGAUGAACAUGCUAAUUUUAGACUAUUCAAAGCAUAUAAAGAAGGUCAAUUGGAUUUGAAUAUUUUAAGCACUCAGGAUGCAAUUUCAGCUUCAUCAGCUGUGAUCGGUAGUGCUUCAGCAUCAUCUUCAUCAGCCGUGUUAAAUGAUAGUCAGCAGGAGGAAAAUCCGAAGCAAUCUUUACCGAAAUCUUGGUGUGGAUUACCGUCAUCUGCCGAAAUGAAUCAGUCACCGAAUAAAAAGCUAACUUUAGGACUCUUUUUCAAACCUAAACCGCCAAGCGAUAUUAUCGAUUCUACAUGUGAAUCUCAAGGACCAUCGAUAAUACGUGUUCCCGUUUCUUCUGUUGACUCAGCAGAUGACAAUAAAAGAACUCAAACAGGAACAGUUUUACCACGUGGGAGUGCUAUUCUUGUUAACCAACGUCAGAGAGGCAAUGUUGUUCUAAAACAGAUACGUAAUGUUGCAUGGGAAUAUGCAGAUAUUGAACCGGAUUUUGUUGUUGGAAGAAAUAACUGCGUCUAUUUCUUGAGUUUACGGUAUCACAACUUGAAUUCUGAAUACAUUUUUGAACGAUUGCGCCAAACAAAACAACGGUAUCAAUUGUCUGUACUACUUGUUUUAGUGGAUGUACCAGACCCGUAUUACCCUCUUAAAGAAUUGUGUAAAAUUUGCUGGACUGAAAGGUUGACACUGAUGUUAGCUUGGUCUAUAGACGAAGCAGCUAGUUUAAUGGCAGAGCCAAGUGCACACACGGAUUAUGCUGCACAAGUAACAGACUUUCUAACAUCUGUUCGUCGUGUUACAAAAGCAGAUGCUGUAUCUGCUAUGGGAAAAUUUGAUACAGUCGCUGACAUAAUACGAGCUGAUCAAUCAACUUUGGAAAAAUGUCCCGGCUUUGGCCAUUUGAAAGCUCGCAAACUAUGUGAAGUAUUUCGAAUGCAAUUUAUAAAGGAGAAUAGUUAA